This is a messenger RNA of Cyclocybe aegerita, 3645 nucleotides long. The record is from the annotation of a GenBank genome assembly. NCBI's taxonomy places the organism in Eukaryota, Fungi, Basidiomycota, Agaricomycetes, Agaricales, Hemipholiotaceae.
UGCAGCCUACCGAUGGCAAGUUCCAGCUCGCCGAUGACGAUUUGUACCAAUACGACGGUACUCUGUGGGCUGUCGGUUUACCUGUCGAUUGUAUCAACUUGGCCAUGAAUGAAGGCAACCCCUCCCAAGAUCUCAAGCUCUGUUUUGCCGGCAGCACUGAUAUCCGGAGCCUUGUGGCUAGCAUCGACAAUCUGCCAGACGACUACACAGGAAGAUUAGACGUCAUCUUACAAGAUCAGAAUUCCCUCUACGCCAAUAGGAACCUCAUUAUUCUCUUCACCCUACUAUCUAGCGAUCUUCCUGUCGACGAUGCUGUUGAACUUGCCAUCCACCUGUGGUAUUCGUCGGCACUCACAAAACCCAUGGCAUCCGCUUACUAUCAGUGCCUCAAGCGCAUCUUUGGAUCUUAUGAACACUACGAUCUAAUUAAGCCAUUUACCUUGCGUUCUGGGGAGCUCUGGAAGCCGAAAUUCGCACUGCGCGGGGCGGGCAGUCUUUCCGUCCAAGUGGACGUCGCUUCUGUAAAAAGAACUUUGGAAAUGUGUCUGUCUGAAUAUACUUUUGAGAAGGCUCGUCGGAAUAUGACCAGGUCUAUGCACCACCCGAAACGCAAGGACGUUGUCGAUCGCCUGAUGGUACCGCUCGAGGGGAUACCUCAUACCAUCGAAUUCAAUCGACCUAAUCAGCUAUUGUAUACCGAGUCCGCAAAUUGGCUUGUUCGCCAUACUGCCGACCCUAUGUACGGCUGGGACGUUGACAAAGUCCGGAAGACUGGCGAAGACCUGGAUUUACUCCCCAGCGACCUUUAUGAGGCCCUGUACUUUCAUGUCAAGGAUCAGCUCAAGACCUUUGUCACUCGCACUCAACAACUCAACAUCAAUAUCACUGUCGUAUCCUGCAUGUCAGGUCAAUUCCCUGGCAUGAUUUCGAACGGCAAUUAUGGAAUCACAACCUUCGACCGUAUCGAUGUAAGGCGUCAAGCCGACCCAGACAAUGUCAAACCAACUUUGCAGAAUUGGGGUCCACUUCUCAACCACGAGAAUCCGCAUGCGAGUCUCCUUGUGUUCUUCCACGAAUGGACCACUGAGGAGCCGACUGGAAACCACGACAAUGCUGACGGUGAAAAGCAGACACAAAUGCUGAUCAACUGCGCGAGCGCCUUGGGAUUAGACUUCCGGAAGGUUGGCCGAGACGGCCCCAGAUCACCUGACUUCCUUUACAUGAUGGAAUGCAUUGGCAUCUGGCACGAUACAACAGCGCCUUUCAAGAAAUUCCUGAACGAUAAGGGCGCACAUGAAGCCGCCGCUUCUGUUGGUUUGAAAAUCAGAGAAACGAAUCGCGUUCAUCCUGCCGGCUACGGAAUACCCCUUGCUUCCCCGAAGACAGACCUACAAGAUAUCACCAAAGAGGAAGUCUAUAACACAUGUACCCUGGGGAGUGCCGACUAUUCGAUGCGGCUCGCAGAGUCUCUAAUGUACAUGGUGUUUGUACGAAUGCAUGGGUUUGUUCUGACGAAAGGCUUCCGUUCUGGCACCCGUUUCCUAAUCGAAGACCCAUGCAGCAGCCCCAAUGUCAAACCCACGACAGCCACCCGACCGUUGUCGACCAACCUCAGCGAACAUCGCGGACUGGAGAAGCUCAGGGGCCAUUCUGAGUCCCGUCGCGAAGGCACUCGGUCUAUCUCCCUUCAUCACGUAAUGGCUGCACCUCGCCUCCUUCUCGGCCGGAUUCCAUUCUUCCCGCAACACCGCGGCGUCGCGUUCUUAGGUGCCUUAUCCAGUCCCAAAAUCGACGCUCUGUCCAGGAUGUUUGGGGAUUACCGGCUAUAUCGCGAGGUGCUCUCCAGAGUAACGCGGCCUAUAUUCUCUAUCACGAACCAACUUCACCCGGAGACUGCUGCCAGCGACAUCUCCUUGGAAUCGUACAUGGCUUACGGCCUAGGGUCGGGUAUUAACGGUCGAUUGGUUUUUGAAGUUCCGUGCAGCAACGCUGUGAACCGAGGGAGUGGGAGCGAUUGUAUAAACAAUGGACUCCUGGCAUGCUCGCAGGGUUGCCUCGUCAAGGACUGCUCUGAGCGGUGCCAGAGACAGCAUUGGCCCAAGCACCGCCUUGACUGCGAACACCCAUACCUCAACCCUGCAUGGGAACCCGAAUGGAUGCUACACAAACGAGAGCCCUUGUUUGCCGAUUCUCGUUUUCUGCCCCCUUCGUCUUCAAGUGAUGCAUACAAAAAUCCAGGAUACCCGGCUUACGACUGUCUUCGGUUACAAUACAACGAGAGAGAAGCGGCUCUCGACAAGGAUUUGAAGAUAUGCAUGGCAGGUGCUGGUGACAUCCAUAACCUCGUUGAACUUGUGAAUAGCCUGCCAGAUGAAUAUGCCGGAAAGCUUGACAUACUCCUCAACAAUAGUCAUGCUGUUGUUCUCAAUCGGAUGUUGGUCAUCCUCUGUGUCCUCCUCACUCCGGGACCUUCAAUCGACGAAUCGGCUGAAGUUGCGAUGCAUCUCAUGUGUUCAGCCUUUCUACCGGACUCAGCUGCAGCAUACAUGCGACAUUGCGUAGACCUCAUCUACGGGAAAGACUUCAACGAACGCGACAUGUCCUUCCAAACGACCCUGAAGACCCGAGGUCGAGGAAAACUUUACUCUGCCCAGCCUUCAGCUAGUAUCAAGAAGCCUCUCGAGCUGUUCUCUUCAACAUAUGGCAUAAGACGUUGUGCAUGCUUCGACCUGCCCAUCGCCUUGCGCUCGAACGUUUCUGGAAAACAGGCAUCCUGGUCCCCGUUUCCUCUCGAUACAACACCUUUCAAGUCGCCUAAUAGGUUGAUGUACACACCGCAAGGAGACUGGAUAGGCCUCAGUAGCAACGUCAACCCGCUUCACGGAUGGGACAUGUCUGCCGUACGACGAACAGGCCUACAGCACGGCGUCGACCCAUCCGGCGAUAUUCUCGGCGCGCUCUUCUUCCACAUCAAAUCCGAGCUUCGAGAGUUCUGCCUGCGUAUCAAGGAGUACAACAUCAGUAUUCACCUCCUCCAGUACGACUCGCGCCUCAUCUCGAAAGGGAUCUCCAUCGGUGUCCUACCUGCGUUUUCUGAAGCCUCCUUCGACCGCAUCGACGUGGGUGAUCUGGGAGACCAGAUUGGUGUCGCUGAGUGCCUAGGGGAUUGGGGCCCGCUCCUGAACAAGAAGAAUAAACAUGCGUGCCUCGUUAUGCACUCGAAGAAGUGGCAUGAAAAUUCGCCACACAGGAUAGCGCGCAAUAACCCGCGGGCUGGUAAGAUUCUGAUGGAGCGGUGCCAGAGCCAACCUCACCUCGAGUCCAGACUCAAGACUUUCUUCAAGAAUCCACAUUCUCCAUCCGUCGCUCGGCUGAUGGCCUCCUUAGAUGCGUUCGUCGAUCAUGAGGAAGCCUUCUUGGACUACCUAGAAGCACAGGAGGCACAGGCAACGGCCGCGAGCCUGGGCCUGACUCUUCGCGAAGUGCACUCUGUUCAUCCCAAGCGGGUUGGCGUGCCUUUAUGGGCUGAGCGCCAGAUCCUUCCAAACCUGUCGAAAGAUGAUUUUUAUGACCUAUGUACUCUUGGGGGGGCGGACCUUACGCUGCGUUUCGCGGAAUUUGAAUGCAGCUCGUUUCUUGCUUGAC